Rhizopus microsporus ATCC 52813 is the source of this 606-nucleotide messenger RNA. RefSeq lists its product as uncharacterized. Bases 1 to 606 code for a protein of 201 amino acids. The transcript has 3 exons. NCBI's taxonomy places the organism in Eukaryota, Fungi, Mucoromycota, Mucoromycetes, Mucorales, Rhizopodaceae. The record is from RefSeq and is a predicted model, not a curated record.
AUGCCAGGAAGCAUACGUAUGCCAAAAGGAACAGAACAUUUCAAAAGGAUACCAUUUCAAUUUACAGAAGAAAUAACUUCAAAAAACGUCUUUUUGAGACUACCUGAUGCAUUUUCACCUAUGGAAAGAAUGAUUCUUCAAUCUAAUGGUAAUCUCCAGAGGCUGUUGUCAGCAUACUACAAUGAACCAAGUCAAGCAGAGAUCAUAAAAAAUGAUAUGGUCAUGUCAUCGCCUUUUGCUCAAUAUGAUCGCGAGAUGCACAUGUUCUUUGCUAAUCAAUAUGUAUAUAAAGCAGAGUCAUUUCUAGUUGUGAAGGAUAAAACUGUUCAGGAUCUGAUUGAAAAGCAUAAAUACGGACUAGGGCAAUUGUUUAGUCACACCCAUUCCCUUCCUGAGUUUACCAUUCACAGUGUUGGAAGAUAUGGUGACUCCAAGGGUGCUAGCUUCUGGAGAGAUUAUAGUUUGAUCAUACCAAAUGUUAUUGAAUGCUUUAUUAGAGAAACAUUUAAAGAAAACCUGUUUGAAGAAUUUAAAGGAAAUAGAACAAAUGGCACAGUAUGGUUUUCAAAGGAUGUUACUGAAGAAGUAGAUUACGUUGAUAAAUAA